This is a messenger RNA of Parastagonospora nodorum SN15, 1086 nucleotides long. RefSeq lists its product as hypothetical. Lineage: Eukaryota; Fungi; Ascomycota; Dothideomycetes; Pleosporales; Phaeosphaeriaceae. The record is from RefSeq and is a predicted model, not a curated record. The transcript has 2 exons. Bases 1 to 1086 code for a protein of 361 amino acids.
AUGCCCGCGCCACUAGCCAAAGGCAUCAUCAUCGCCGCUUCCAUAGUAGUCGCCGCCGGCAUCGCCAUAUACGAGUCGCCUCAAGUCCGCGCAUGGGUCGACCAGUCUCGUCGCAAGAUCGCCGUAGCGCUCCACAACCUCGGCGAUGACAUGCAGCCUCGCCGCCCCAGCGAAUCGUCGGACGACUUCGACCUGAGGAAGCGGAGAAGGGAAGAGCUCAUUCGACGGAACAGGAAUGAGCUCAUCAGACGUGCCAGAGAGGAGGGCGUGGCCGUCGAUCUGGACGAGCUGGCGAAAAUCGGCAACGAAGACAUCGAACUGGCGCAGCAGAGGUCACGAGCCGACCGCACCAAGAGCUUCGACACCAUGGUAGGAAGCGACGGCACCCUCAGGAACGACACAACUGCUACCGGAAACGACGUAUCGGACAACGGCCUCAAGAAGCGCGGUGCUGCUGGCUUUGCUGCGGGCGCUGCUGCGGCUGCGACCAUGGCCAACCCCUUCGUCGACGAGAAUGUGCUCUUCGACGUGGGCGAUGACGAAGAAGCCCCGUCGCCAAAGGAGUUCAUCUAUGCCGAGCCUGCGUCGCGCGAAAGCACUGCCACUCUCGACGCUGCCCCGCCUGCCGCCUCCGCGCCUCUGAUCGACCUGACUCAAAGCAACGACGAGAUCGACCCAGCUGCACAGUCCUUCUACUCCUUCACAUCCUCCAACUCACACGCCGAGGUCCCUCUCGCGCACACUCAGUUCUUCGACGACGAGGCCGAGCACAUGUCCGCCGGAACCUUGACACCGCGCUCCGAGCGCUCCCACUCCAUUGUCACAGGCGCUUCCGUGGCUGCCAGCAACGCCGACGACAUUGGCAUCCUCAGCAUGCAAAACGACACUGACCAUGACGCUCGAUCAGAAAUCUUCUCCGAGGGCGGCUUCACCGAUGGCUUCUCAGAAGGAGGUUUCAGCGAAUUCGGCGACAAUGACAGGACAGGUAUCAUGACGCCAAAUUCGUGGACCGACGUCGGCAGUGACGACGAGAGCGAAUGGGGUGGUGCCCAGCAGAACGGGCACGUGAGCCAGGUGCAUCAGUAG